Molecule: messenger RNA, 2259 nt
Organism: Ornithodoros turicata
Lineage: Eukaryota; Metazoa; Arthropoda; Arachnida; Ixodida; Argasidae
Product: zinc finger protein 431-like
Exons: 3
Coding region: 1-2259 (752 amino acids)
Biological process (GO): regulation of gene expression
Cellular component (GO): nucleus
Source: RefSeq, a predicted model, not a curated record
AUGCAGCUCUCACCAGAGUUCAGUCGUCAGCUCGUGAAAGUGAAAUCGGAACCACCCGAUUUUGCGUGCCUGCCAGAAGAGGGCCAGGUACAACAACAGCAAUGCAACGAGCCUUCACCAGGAGGUGAUGCUGAUGGAGUGUCAGCUGGGACGUGUCGCGUUAAAGAAGAACCUCGAGAGGAAUCUUCGAAUGAACAUCCAAUCAUAGAAGUGAAGACGGAGCCCUACAAUAUUGCAAUCUUGGCCGAACAGGACCAGAUGGGACACAGCUGUCAAUCAACAUCAGAAGGAGCGAAAGAAAGCAGUGGUGGGCUUCACAUUAAGGACGGGCUCAGAAGCACUUGCAAUCACGCAUCUUCAGGUUGCACCUCUUCCAGUGUACAGUUUGAGACCAGCACAACAACAGUUGAACCGCGGUUCGAAAACGUUGCACUAGUCACUAUUGACGGUGGACCCAUAGAGCAAUCUUCAGACCAAAGCGACACCCAAGUGGCGGGCAAGUCAUCGACGUUUGGACAUGAGAAAGACAGGCUUUAUAAGUGCAGUGUUUGCUUGGCUACAUGCAUUGACACUGUACUCUUGGAAGAUGAUCUCAGACCUCACAAAACAAAGACAUUUACCUGUGACAUGUGCUCCGCGGCAAUCAGUCAUUCAUCAACUCUGCAAGUGCAUGCAAAACAUUCCAUGGGAGUAAGCUUGCACAAAUCCAAGAUAUGUGCAUUUGCAUGCACAUCGAGCGCAUACAAGUGCAAUCUCGCCCCUGCAGAGUCCAGCCACACUAUGUGCCUGCGGCAUCACAAGCAGACACACAUCGGCAAGAAGCGCUACAGGUGUGAUGUCUGUCCUGCAGAUUUCAGCCAUUGCACGAGCCUGUGCCGUCACAAGCGAAAGCACACAGGCGUGAAGCGAUACAAAUGCAAUCUCUGCCCUGCAGAGUUCAGCAACAGUGGGAAGCUGCGUGAUCACAAGAGGACACACAAGAGUCAGGGGCCAUACAAGUGCGACCUCUGUCCUGCACAGUUUGGGCAUAGCACAAUCCUGAAAUGUCACAAGCAAAGACAUACAGGCGUGAAGCCCUGUAAUUGUGACCUCUGUCCUGCAGAAUUCAGCCUUAGCUCUAGCCUCUAUGACCACAGGGGGACGCACAGAGAUGUGAAGCCCAAUAAGUGCGAUCUUUGUCCCGCAGAGUUUAAGAAGAGGGACACCCUGCAGUGUCACAGGAGAUCACACACGGGAGAGAAGCCAUACAAGUGUGACAUCUGCAUUGCAGCGUUCAGCCGUAGCUCAAGCCUGUUGCGCCACAAGUGGACGCACAUGGGCGACAAGCCCCAUAAGUGCGACCUCUGUCCUGCAGAGUUCAGCAACAAAACGGGCCUACAGUACCACAGGCGAACACACACGGGAGAGAAGCCAUACAAGUGCAAUGUCUGCCCUGCGGAGUUCAGCCACAUUACGAGUCUGUCAUAUCACAAGCGAAAACACACAGGUGAGAAGCCCUAUAAGUGUGACAUCUGUACAGCAGAGUUUAGCCAUAGCUCGAUCCUGUUGAAUCACAAGCGGACACACACGGGAGAGAAGCCCCAUAAGUGCGAUCUCUGUACUGCAGAGUUCAGCAGUAGCGGAAGCCUAUCACGCCACAAGCAGAUACACACGGGAGAGAAGCCAUACAAGUGUGACGUCUGCAUUGCAGCGUUCAGCCGUAGCUCCAGCCUGUUGCGCCACAAGCGGAUACACACGGGCGAGAAGCCCUACAAGUGUGAUCUCUGUCCUGCAGAGUUCAUCGAGAGCACGAAGCUGAGGUAUCACAAGCGAAAACACACUGGCGAGGAGCCCUAUAAGUGCGACCUCUGUUCUGCAGAGUUCAGCAACAAGACACGCCUACAGUGCCACAGGCGAACACACACGGGAGAGAAGCCAUACAAGUGCAAUGUCUGCCCUGCGGAGUUCAGCCACAUUGCGAGUCUGUCAUAUCACAAGCGAAAACACACAGGUGAGAAGCCCCAUAAGUGCGAUCUCUGUACUGCAGAGCUCAGCAGUAGCGGAAGCCUAUCACGCCACAAGCGGAUACACACGGGCGAGAAGCCCUACAAGUGUGAUCUCUGUCCUGCAGAGUUCAUCGAGAACACGAAGCUGCGGUAUCACAAGCGAAAACACACUGGCGAGGAGCCCUAUAAGUGCGACCUCUGUCCUGCAGAGUUCACCAGCAGCACGAAAUUGCGGUGUCACAAGCAGACACACAUGAGCGAGGUGCCCUGCUAG